This is a messenger RNA of Melitaea cinxia (Glanville fritillary), 1896 nucleotides long. RefSeq names its product 5-hydroxytryptamine receptor 1A-alpha (gene 5-HT2B). Gene Ontology annotation, molecular function: G protein-coupled receptor activity. The transcript is spliced from 7 exons. Bases 1 to 1896 code for a protein of 631 amino acids. NCBI's taxonomy places the organism in Eukaryota, Metazoa, Arthropoda, Insecta, Lepidoptera, Nymphalidae. Gene Ontology annotation, cellular component: membrane. Gene Ontology annotation, biological process: adenylate cyclase-activating adrenergic receptor signaling pathway. The record is from RefSeq and is a predicted model, not a curated record.
AUGAAUGAGCUCGAAUACCAGGGGAUUUUAUUUAAUAGUAACGUAAAUUACAAAUGGGAUAAUUUCUCUUUAAAAGAGUUCAUUGAACUGAUCAAUGUGACGAGUAAUGGGACGGAUGUGGCCGAUGAGAAAGUAGUUAACAAUUGGUGGGCUUUGAUCGCGUUGGCGUUAGUUGUGUGUACUGCGGCUGGGAAUGUGCUCGUGUGUCUUGCGAUAUAUCUGGAGAGGAGGCUGCAGAAUGUGACCAACUAUUUCCUGAUGUCGCUCGCGAUCACUGAUCUACUAGUAGCGGUGCUUGUAAUGCCUGUUGGGAUACUGACAUUGGUGCGAGGCUACUUUCCACUGCCCGCGGUAUAUUGCCUCACGUGGAUCUGCCUGGAUGUUCUGCUCUGCACGGCGUCCAUCAUGCAUCUAUGUACCAUAAGCGUUGACAGGUACCUAUCCCUCCGUUAUCCUAUGAGGUUCGGACGGAACAAGACUAGGAAGCGAGUCACAAUCAAAAUAGUGUUCGUGUGGAUACUCUCGACUGCCAUGAGUCUUCCUCUCAGUCUCAUGUAUUCUAAGAACGAGGAGUCGGUGUUAAUAGACGGAUCAUGCCAAAUACCAGACCCGCUGUAUAAGGCUAUCGGUUCCAUCAUAUCCUUCUACAUACCUCUGGGGGUGAUGCUGCUCACGUACGCCCUGACGGUACAACUCCUCGCGCGACAGAGAAAAGGUCUUGGUCAAGGAUGGGCGGCUGGCUGGCUUGGUGCGACUCCUAUCGAACGCCGAUGUACUUGGCGAAGAUUUCUCAGCCCUAGAGGUGGUACACCGCAGCAUUCUGCAGCGUCUACUGAAACAGAACUUCCGCCCAUUGAUACCAGGGAUCUAUGGUUACAGGACUCCAGCGAACCCGCUCCGUCAGCAAUGAGCGCACUGCAUCAUUUUGGAGCCGAGAUGUUGAGACUUUCGCGAGGUUUGGAAGCUUCUGCUGCAUCUAAGCCCACAUACAGAGGGACUAAUAUAUCAGAACGAGGUGGAGUACUCACUCCUGGCUCACUGAGCGUCUCAUCAAGUUCACCGUCAUCUAUGCUUCAAGAUAAACGUAGAUUAUCAUCUGCUGGUGAUCAGAAUGUCCCGAUAAUUAGACCCAGAAGCGCAUCAGAUGAUGAAAGUAAUGAUGGUCUUCUAGCACCCGUGACAUUAGCAACGAAAUCAAGGAGUUCAGAAGAUGGCUUAUUACUACCACCGCCUUGUACAUGUCCCUAUUUUGGUUCAGAUUCAACUCCACCAAGACGAACAACAGAAGUUAUAAUCGUUCCUGGAGGUGACAUUAAUGGCUGUAAUGGUUAUCCUCGUAAUGGAAAUAUGAAAGAUGAGCCAUCAACGCCUUUCUUUCGAAGAUCAAGUCGCGGUGCUUCAUCUAUGGUUACUUGGGAUGAAGCGAGAAGAUUUAGAAGGGGUUCCAGUUUUGGUGGAGCACGCACAACUCUGUCGACACCGGUUAGAACUAUACGAAGUCAACGUACUAUUAACAAUCGCCAACAACAUCAAGUCAAUUCCACACCUCAACGACAAUUACCACGAACACAUCAUUCGAGAAAUUCGAGCGUGAUUUCUCGGAACUCAUCCCGACACGGAAGAAUAUUACGCUUAGAGCAGAAAGCGACUAAAGUUCUGGGAGUCGUGUUCUUCACUUUCGUUGUACUUUGGGCGCCGUUUUUUAUUCUAAACAUGGUACCAGCAGUAUGUCCAGAAUGCGAAAGAAGAAUAUCAAGCUGGGUUUUCGAUUUUGUUCUCUGGUUAGGAUACGCGAGUUCGAUGGUGAAUCCGAUAUUCUAUACUAUAUUCAAUAAAGUGUUCAGACAAGCCUUUAAAAAAGUUUUGUCGUGUCAGUACUGUAAGUCGAAGAGAUAG